Manduca sexta (tobacco hornworm) is the source of this 3410-nucleotide messenger RNA. RefSeq names its product UDP-N-acetylglucosamine--peptide N-acetylglucosaminyltransferase 110 kDa subunit. Lineage: Eukaryota; Metazoa; Arthropoda; Insecta; Lepidoptera; Sphingidae. Gene Ontology annotation, biological process: protein O-linked glycosylation. The transcript is spliced from 8 exons. The record is from RefSeq and is a predicted model, not a curated record. Gene Ontology annotation, molecular function: protein binding; protein N-acetylglucosaminyltransferase activity. The coding region runs from base 725 to 3229 and encodes 834 amino acids.
GAUCCCGUCGCGUCGGCACGCCGCCACCGCCGCUGUUCUCUCGCCCACACCGCAAAUCAAUAUCGCCGUAUUUACCUUGUUCUCCUACACGCUUUACUACUACUAAACAUUUUAUUGACGUUAAAAAGUUUUAUUGCGUCGUGCUUCAGUACAUGGCAGUAAUUCAUCACAUCCUCGUUGUCUUUUAAAUAGUUUAUCGCCUUCGACGCGCUAAACUAGAAAAGUAAACAAUCGACGCGAAAAUAACACCUAACAGCUGUUUAAUCGCGACAACAGCUGAGAGCAAAUGAAUAACUUUCUAGCGGUUAAUUUUAUUUUCAGUCUCUAGACUGACAAAACUUAAAAAAUGCCAGUAACCAGGUAAAUAGUUUUGAAUUUGUCGCCGAAUCGAUGAAGUCGAGACCGGACGAGGAGUUGGAGCGGCGCGACGUUUUAAAUUUACGACGUGCGACUAAAUGACGAGUGCGCAUGGUGUUCACAUCUGUAAUAGAUUCUGUGAUAAAUGCUCACGAUUUGAGCGUGUAUACGUGUGGUCGGGCGAAGGCCGUGAGUUACGCAGAGGCGACGCUGUCGCUGCGGGGAAGCUGGCGAGGUGCGCGGGCGCGGCGCGUCGUCGGCUGUGACGCGUCCUGCCGCUGCUCGACGCUCGGCGUGUCUCCCGCGCCUGCUCCGUCACCACUCAGCUUCAGUACAACCUUGCACGCGCUGAGGACAUGUCCGUGUUAUGGAUUACCAAUGCAUCGUCGUGUACACGGUCAUCAACAUCGCGCCGCCACGGCUCUCGGCGCAGGCCACCGAGUUCUCCAAUGGAUGUGUCACCUGGUUCAAAAAUAAAAUCAAAAGAGCGGUAGCGGUGUAUCUGCAAUCACUGAAACUGACACCAAGCAAUGGCAUUAUUCACGGAAACUUAGCAUGUCUGUACUACAAACAAGGCUUUAUCGACCUAGCAAUAGAGACGUAUAAGCGAGCAAUAGAACUCCAACCAGAUUUCCCAGAUGCCUACUGUAAUCUUGCAAAUGCUCUUAAAGAAAAAGGCCUCGUAUCCGAAGCGGAAGAAUGUUAUAACAAAGCUUUACGUUUAUGUCCCUCGCAUGUCGAUACACUCAAUAAUCUCGGAAAUGUCAAAAGAGAACAGGGAAAAAUUGAGGAAGCUACUGAAUUAUAUAUGAAGGCUUUGGAAGUGUUCCCUAAUUUUGCAGCGACUCACAGCAAUUUGGCCUCUCUGCUACAACAACAAGGCAAACUCGGCGAAGCAUUGAUGCAUUACAGACAGGCUAUAAAUAUUCAGCCGAAGUUUGCAGACGCUUACAGUAACAUGGGAAAUACUCUUAGAGAAUUGCAAGACGUAACAGGGGCACUUGUAUGCUUCAGGAAAGCAAUUCAAAUAAAUCCAUCGUUUGCCGACGCACACUGUAAUUUAGCAAGCAUCUAUAAAGAUAUGGGCAACAUUGAUGAUGCAAUUGAAUCAUAUAAAAACGCUUUGAAAUUCAAACCCGACUUUCCUGAUGCUUACUGCAAUUUAGCGCAUUGCUUACAAAUAAUUUGCGACUGGGAUGAUUAUUAUGAAAGAAUGCAUAAUAUUGUGUCAAUAGUUGAAGAUCAAUUGAACACAGAUAAGUUGUCUUCGGUACAUCCACACCAUUCCAUCUUAUACCCAUUAUCUAACAAAGCAAGAAAAGAAAUUGCUUCUCGACAUGCUAAUUUAUACACCGAAAAAGUAAAUAUUAUGUUGAGUAGUAUUACUUUUCAUCAUAGAAGGGAAUUAAACGGAAGAUUACGAAUUGGCUACGUGAGUAGUGACUUUGGGAAUCAUCCAACUUCUCACUUAAUGCAGUCCAUCCCUGGAUUGCACGAUCGUUCGAAAGUCGAAAUAUUUUGUUAUGCUUUGAAUGUGGAUGAUGGAACAACAUUCCGUAGUAAAAUAGUAAAAGAUUCUGAGAAUUUUGUUGAUUUGUCUUCUGUUACGUGUAAUGUGGCAGCUGCCAAAAAAAUUUAUAAUGACGGUAUAAACAUUCUGAUAAACAUGAACGGGUACACAAAAGGCGCCCGAAAUGAAAUAUUUGCAAUGAAACCAGCUCCUAUACAAGCUAUGUGGUUAGGCUACCCUGGUACAAGCGGUGCCAAAUACAUGGACUAUGUGAUUACUGACGAAGUCUCAUCUCCGUUAUCUGCAGCAUCGGAUUUCAGUGAAAAAUUUGCAUAUAUGCCGUACACGUAUUUUAUCGGGGAUCAUAGACAGAUGUUUCCGCAUUUGAAGAAACAAUAUAAAGUAAUAUUUAAUUAUAAUAAUGAAAAUAAUGACCAAAAUGUGGCUCUACUCAAUUCGUCCGAAUGCGUAGAUAUUGAUGACUUGUUUAAUGUAAUUCAUGAGAGUGAAAUGAUUAAUUUUGAAGAAUUCGAGCCAAUUGAAGUAAAUGUAAGCAAAGUAAACAUUCCGAAUUACGUAAAUGAAACGACAAUAAACCCUAAACAAACCCAGGUAUUGGUUAAUGGCGUAAAAAUAAUCAAUGGUAUAUCAAUAAAUUAUAGUAAUAAAAAGAUGGCUUCUGGCGAAGAAAUAUUUGAUAGUAUUGUAUUCACGUCGAGGAGACAGUACGGUCUUCCUGACGAUGCUGUUGUGUUUUGUAAUUUUAAUCAAUUAUAUAAAACAGAUCCGAGAAUUGUCGAGUCUUGGGUGAAUAUACUUAAACUAGUGCCAAAUAGCAUUUUAUGGUUAUUGAGUUUUCCAGCUGCUGGCGAGCCGAAUAUUCAAAAAUACGCCCAAAGUUUAGGGUUAUUGCCCGGACGUAUUUUAUUUACGAAAAUUGCUUGCAAAGAAGAGCACGUACGCCGAGGGCAACUAGCAGACGUUUGCUUAGACACUCCUUUGUGUAAUGGUCACACAACUGCUAUGGAUGUCUUGUGGGCGGGUACUCCAGUCGUCACGUUACCUGGCGAAACUUUAGCUUCGAGAGUUGCCGCCUCGCAACUAAAAACUCUUGGUUGCUCAGAGCUCGUUGCCAAAAAUAGAAAAGAUUAUGAAGAUAUAGCUAUAAAACUGGGCAACGAUAAACAAUAUCGUAAAUACAUACGAGCUAAAGUGUCAAGAGCUCGGUUAGACAGCACUUUAUUUGAUUGCGAACAUUAUGCCCGUGGACUGGAGAAACUUUACGACAAGAUGUGGCAUCGGUACGAAGGUGGACAUAAAACGGAACAUAUAAAAAUUGAAUCAUAUUUACUAGAAAGUUAAGAUAUAGACCAAUAAAAUAAAUCGACCGGUAUUGUACAUCAGGACAUUUAGAGUUAUUACUCCGUCCAGAAGCCGUUUAUAGAAGAUGCCUAGAGCAUAGAAAUAAUCUUUAGAUAAAAGCAAGUUAACUUUAACAGUGAACUAUACAUUCGUUCUAUAAAUAAAAUCUUACGUAUACAAG